This is a messenger RNA of Pelobates fuscus (common spadefoot toad), 7224 nucleotides long. It is a transcript of the gene USP36, whose product is annotated as ubiquitin specific peptidase 36. Gene Ontology annotation, cellular component: cytosol; nucleus. Bases 115 to 3357 code for a protein of 1080 amino acids. The record is from RefSeq and is a predicted model, not a curated record. Gene Ontology annotation, biological process: protein deubiquitination; regulation of apoptotic process. NCBI's taxonomy places the organism in Eukaryota, Metazoa, Chordata, Amphibia, Anura, Pelobatidae. Gene Ontology annotation, molecular function: cysteine-type deubiquitinase activity. The transcript is spliced from 19 exons.
AUCAGAUUGUCACAGAUGUUUUCUUGGUGCUUGGACCUGCUUUCAUUUUACGACACUCGUAUGUGAAGAGACAGCAGCGAGCCCGUAUAGACAGUCUUGCAAUGUUGAUGAACCAUGCCCAUCGUGGAGAAGCUGAAAGAUGCCCUGAAACCGGGCCGAAAGGACUCUGAGGACGUCGAGCUGGGCAAGCUGCUCUCUUCGUCCGCUAAGAAGAUCCUUCUGCAGAAGAUUGAGUUUGAGCCGGCCAGCAAAAGCUUCUACUAUCAGCUAGAAAGCUUAAAGAGCAAAUAUGUGUUGCUGAGCCCCACAUUCCAAACUGGCACCCCCCAAAGAAGCCUUGACGGUCCCCAGAUCCAGAGGCAAAGCUUUGACUUGUCUCUGGGCACAGAUGGCAUCCCACUGCCACAGAAAGUUCUCUUCCCAACAGAAAAGCUCUCCAUGAAGUGGGAGCGAGUAUCCAGAGUGGGAGCCGGCCUCCAGAAUUUGGGGAACACAUGCUUCUUGAACUCAACUAUCCAAUGUCUGACCUACACUCCACCGCUGGCCAACUACUUGCUUUCCAAGGAACACAGCCGCAACUGUCAGCAGGGCGGAUUUUGCAUGCUCUGCAUCAUGCAGAAUCACCUCAUCCAGGCAUUUGCAAACAGCGGAAACGCCAUCAAACCAGUCUCGUUCAUCCGAGAGUUAAAAAAAAUUGCUCGUCAUUUCCGCUUUGGCAGCCAGGAGGAUGCGCAUGAAUUCUUGCGCUAUACAAUAGAUGCUAUGCAGAAGGCCUGCCUUAAUGGCUAUGCUAGGUUGGAUCGCCAGAGUCAGGCUACAACUUUAGUUCACCAAAUAUUCGGGGGUUACCUACGUUCUCGGGUGAAAUGUUCUGUUUGUAAGAGCGUGUCAGACACGUACGACCCUUAUCUGGAUAUUGCACUGGAAAUACGGCAUGCAGUGAACAUUGUCCGCGCUCUGGAGCUCUUUGUGAAGUCCGAUGUCCUCAGUGGAGAGAAUGCCUACAUGUGUGCCAAAUGCAAGAAGAAGGUUCCAGCUAGUAAGAGAUUCAGUGUUCAUCGAGCGUCCAAUGUCCUCACUCUGUCUCUGAAACGGUUUGCAAACUUUAGUGGUGGCAAAAUCAGUAAGGAUGUGGGCUACCCUGAAUUUUUGAACAUCCGCCCAUAUAUGUCCCAGAGUAAUGGGGAACCUGUCAUGUAUGCCCUCUAUGCAGUGCUGGUGCAUUCCGGGUACAGUUGCCAUGCUGGGCACUAUUACUGCUAUGUCAAGGCAAGCAACGGACAGUGGUAUCAGAUGAAUGAUUCCCUGGUUCAUGCCAGUAAUAUUAAGGUUGUGUUGAACCAACAAGCGUAUGUCCUCUUCUACCUGAGGCUUCCAGAAUCUAGAAAAAGUCCUGAUGCAUCCAUGUGCAAGGUUCCUCACUCACAAAUUGCACGUCCCAGUUCUGUUCCUCCCAGCAUAAAGAAGACCAUGUCUAAUGGAAACCUUUACUCCCCACUCAUUGGAAAGAGGCCCGAAGGACAGCAUUUGAAGAAAUCACCAGGUUUGGAAGAAAUGGGAGUGCCAGUCUCCCGCACCCCACAACCAUCAGGGAAUAAAGAGCAGAAUGGAAUGCCCCGUCCAAGGCCUAUGAGUGCUGAACCUUUCCCCAAGCUGAGUUCCAAGUCACUUCACAACCCAUUCUUCUUGGAUGAACCAGUAAGCAGAGUAAAGAAGCCUCUUCACCCUCAAUUGAAAGCUACUCAGGGGGCAACGACUGAAAGGAACAGACAGGAUAUUCCAAAACAGAACUGGGAGGCCACUGGUCCCAGUCCAUCUACCUCCCCCAAAACUUUGACAAGAAACCCAAAACCUCACACAGUUGGUGGCAAAGAACCUCUACUUCAAGAGGAGGGGGAUGAUGCAUCAAAAUCGGAGUCCCUCACAAAUGGCCAGGACUCUUCUCCCAGCCCUUCCCCGGUCAGGACUGCAACAUCCUCGAAUUCCCUGCAGAGUUCUGGGGUUUUGGAAGCCGAGCAGUCUGGCACUAGUUCUCUGAAAUGCAGAUCCCCCACACUAGCCAGCGUUUGUGAGGUUUUGUCCACCAUGUCACCCCCACCUGCCAAGAAACUAGCUCUAUCUGCCAAAAAGGGCAGCAAUCCGCAGAGGGGAAGCAGAAAUGAUGCUUACCCCACUCCGUCUCCAUCCCACACUGCCAGUUCCGUUCGUCCCACCUUCGCUUCCCCUGGUCCCACCACACCUAGACUGCUCCAUAUGCAUGGGGGACACUCCAAAUCUGCAGAGGGUUCUCCUGGAAUUUGUACCAUGCUUGAUGCUUGUAAACAAAAGCCAGCCAAAAACAGCACGAAGCCGCUAAAACAAAUUCCAGGGGGAUCUGACCACAUCAACCCAGUAAAUCAAUCAUCUCACUAUCUUUCCAAUAAAACCUCACCCAUCCCAACCACUCAGGGGAAAACAGUGAAGAAUUCCAAGGCUGAAACCUCACCCAGUCCCUCACAGCCAGAAAAAAUAUCAAAAUCAAGUGUACAUGUCCUCAGCAGCAAUGGGGCCGCGGAGGGAACCAUGCCCAAAAAGAAGCGAAAGAGGAGAAAAAGGAAAAUGGAUAUCGCUGUUCAGAAUAUCUCUACCUUGGACAGAGAGGUCCAAAAGAAACGUGAAAUCCAAUCCGGUCAGUCCACCAGCUCCCCAAAACCAGAAAUCAACAAUCUACAGAAGACAGAACGUAAAAGAAAGCGUAAAAGAGAGAAAGAUGAGCAAGAACUGGAUGACCAGAUCCAUGCACCCUCUGAAAGCAAUUGUAACAUUUCUGACCAUGAAAGGGAAGUUGAUCAAGUAGUCAGGAAAAAAAAGAAGAAAAAGAAACGCCUGCAUGAAGAGGAGACCCCGCAAGACCUGGGAGGGGACGUCUCCAAAGAGCAGAAACCUGUAAAGGAAGAGAAGACCUCCGCCCAAGUUUAUGUGUGGGACAGUCAGGUCCGGGAUGGCUACAAGCGUCCCACAGAGAUGCCAAAACCAGAGAAAGCAGUACGACCUGCAUGGGACGGCACCAAAGAGUCACAUGUGGUCCAGGAGCUAAUUAAGGGCUCCAAAGACAAAGCAUAUGGGAAACAAGUGCUUACCUGGGACGGCGAAGCAUCUGCUGUGAGCAGAGAUGCAGCUUAUGAUGCAGAAGACGCCAGAUAUGAUAGGGUGACAGAUGAAUGGGAUGAAGACUUUGACAGCGGAAAGGUGAAAAAGAUAAAGUUCAAGAGGGAAAGAUGGCGAAUGAACAACAGUUUCCAAUCUCUGCAGAACCGGCGCAACUUCUGGUCGGUGACGCGUCCACGACAUUUCUCCAGCUUGGCAUACCGGUUCUAAAUGGAAAAUAAAAUUAUUUAAAGAAUCAGCAAAUAUACAACAACAUAAAACAGCAAGAGGACAAGAGGAGUUGUGUCUACAUGGCUGCAUUUUAAAAGGGAACAUUUUGCAGAAAUACACGUCUUGUGCCAGAACACCUGUAUAGACGCCCAUACAUGUGUCAUUGUUCAGCAGGAUCAGAGAGAGAAGAUGGGAGUGUUCCAAUUCUUGUUAAGAGUGUGUCUUUCAGUCUGGAAUGUAUAAACCCACAAAGUGCUGUUAUUUUGGUUUAUCCGUCUGUUUCACUGACCAUUCAGUUUAGGAGUCCUUUACCAGUAACCCUUACCCCUAUCCUCUCGUAGUGCAGCUUGUCAGUUCAAGAGGCACUCGUCUGUAUUCUUCUACCAAUAAAUAAGAGGACGUAUCUGCAAGAAAAAACUUAGUAUGUACCAGUCAAUGAAGAGGAGAGAAUAUUGGCUGACCACAUGACAACACCAAAUAUAUGUAGACAGUGCUCAACAUUUCCACUUGAUUUUUUUUUAUGAAAAUUGAGAACCAGCGAGGAGAGAUCCACACCUGGUCGGUAUUUCAUGUUGAAAUUUAAAGCCCUGACGUAGAUUAAACCUAUGUUGGAAUGCUCAGAUGACGCUAGCUAUUAAUUCAGGAGAGGUUUGAGACAUCCUCAACAGGUCUACUCUAUACAUAAUCAGCUUUUGCUUUCAUUUCUUCCUCCAGAUCACUUAGCACUGGGGUAGGCAGCAGGUCACUAGGCACCUGCCAAACUGCAAACAAUUUUGAGAUUUGUCGUUUAACAGCCACACUAGCGCAGCCUGUAUUCCUAACACUGCUCUAGUUCAUGUUCUAUAUCCACUAUAUAGCGAUCAUUUAAAAACCCGAGACUAAAGGUGGUCGUUUGCGGUCUUCUCUAUGCACCUUCCCAAAAUCUUGCCUUUGUGGGAACGCUCCAUUUCUUACUAGAAUCGAUUAAGGGAUUUGUUUGGAGUUGUUUGCUAGAUGAGGUGCCUGGUGGAGUUUUGAUGAGAUUUAAUACUUUUUCAUUUCCGUUACCACUAUUUGAAGUUUUAAAACUAAAAAUUUAUUCACACCGAACUGCUGUCAAUUAAAAAAACAAAUUGCAAAAGUUAGCCCUUAAUAGCCAAGCUGUGACUUUUCCUGAGUUGGAGAAUAUGUUAAAAGGGAAAUAUUUUUGCCUAGAUGUUGAAUUUGUGUUUUCAGUUUAUUUCAGUUCACCGUUUAGCGAAUAUGCCACUUGUAAGUAUAACUGGUUUCUGGCCAUCCCAGCCUCUACUGACGGGCCCUAAACUCAAACAUAAUGUCUGAUGCUGCUAUAUAUAAACAUUAUAAUUACCAAAUGCUGCAACCCUUUUCAAAGGGAUAACGUUGAAUCGUACCCCAAUAAUAUUUGUCAUAAUUUAUCAUUUCAAAAUCCUCACUCUUCUGCCAUUUCUCAUUAACCCCAGACAGAUUGAUGGCAGCCACCCUUUAACAUCGGAACGUUUAGUGAAAUCCGUUUAUGUAUCAAACUCCCUGCGCUGUUUAGUUCAUGGACUGUGAGACACACGGUUAACGCAGCCUGUAUAUACAUUCGAAUGAUUAUCAUACACAGGCAAUUCACACAGUGAGAAGACUCAGAUUGCAUUUCACUACAAAAUUUGUGUGAGGGAGAGGGUAUCCCAUGAAGCAGAUAAAGUAUAAUAUAUUUGUAUAUAAAUAUUGGAAAUGAUAUCAGAAUAUUGCAAUAGUGCACAUCAGAGAACGUAUUUAAUGGAAUCCCCAGUUAUGUACUAGGUGUGACUUCCCUUUGGAUGUUAAAGGGCCGUGUGGUUAUGUACUCAUUCCUUACGUGAAUUAGUCUGUAAUGUCGGAAUUGUUAUUUAUUUUCAUUUAGUUAUUUUACCUUCGGGAAGUGCCUGACCCCUAGUCAUACCACUACUUUCUAAUUUUUGUUGUAUUAAAUACAAACACAGCCAUCAUUAGGGCAGGCCUAUGCAACCACUACUCCUGUGAAUGUUUGUUUUCUGCCUAUUUAAGACGGUCCAAGAUUUCACUAGUGGCUUUCACCUGUUGGUUCAGCUCCCAAGACCUGGUUCUUUACUCUGGUAGAGUUUACAUAUAGCUUGGCUGAAGCAGGUUUGUGAGGUCUGUUGAGCUGUAAACUACUAGACUCACACCAGACUAAAAGGAACAAGUCAGCAUUGUGGUACCUCUCCGAUAUCCUGGUGGGCUGGGUAUUGUGCUCCUUAGACACCGCAUUUCUCCUCUCCGAGAAGAACGUCAGCAGGUACAAAUAUAAAAUAUUUAUUAUUUAUAUUAUAAAAAAGUCAAUAAUUGUAUAAAAAAAAAAAGCAAACGGUCCAAAGCUGUUCGUCCUGUACAAAGUGCUUUUUAAGGGACACUUCGUUACGCAAAGCAAAUACGUACAACCUAUUAUAAUAGCAGAUUGGUAGAUUAUGUUUCUUUAUGGUUGUAUUUAUCUUUCAUAAUAUGGGCAUCCCUGAAGAAACACUGUGUACAGGAUGAAAGAUGUUGGACCGUUUGCGUUAUUUAUUUAACUAUUGUUUUUUUUAUAAUAAAAGUAAUUCUACUUGUACCUGCUGGUCCCCGUUAAGUUAUUUUUGGAGAAGAGAAACGAGGUGUCUACUAAGGAGCACAGAGAGCAAAAUAUCUCUGCCUCCCAGGAUAACAGGAGGAGGCUCCAUUUUUUUAUUUUAUCUUAUGAGUGCAAUUCUUCUGGCUAGCGGCAAACCUGCAAAAGCUAUUUUACACUUUUUGUUAUGUUUUUUCUUUCUUUUUAGAGUUGAGCCGUGCCCCUGUUUUGUAUGGGGAUAUGUUAGUUAUAUAACAGACUGCAGGGUAAGGUCUCGAGAGAGGCUCGCAAUUUUACAACCACCCAAAAUCAUUGAAAUGUUAAAUAAUUUUAUUAUACUAGAGCUUGUAUAUUUUUUUUGAAAAGUUUAUAUCGGUGGGAUAUUGAAUGUCUAUAACAGGAACAAGGGACUGAUAUCUCUUUGUGAACGAUUAAGGCCUUUAUUACGCCACGUGUCCCAAUUUGAGGGGUUCUGGGAGUACUACCAUAAAUACUCGAGCACUGAACAUUAUCCUGCCUUUUAAAACACUGCUUCACUUUUAAAUCCCAAAUUUCUGCCAUCUAUGGCAGCUUCAUGUCCAUCACUCCCAGAAUCUGAUCUGUUCUGAUUUUACAUUAACAAAUCGAGCCAUCAACAUUAAUGAUGAUCUCUUCACCUUUCACUGGAUUUCCGUUUAUUUAACCAACAUUGCAGAGCUGCACAGAAAACCUCAGAAUAGGACAUAUAUUUUCUAUACUGUACUAGUAAUUUAAAAUGAAAUCUAAAUUCUAACUGGCAAAGUACAGCACCAGAGUUCAUCAUAACCUUAAUAUAUGCCAAACUAGAGACUGUCGCUUGGGUCGUUCACUGAAGCAAAAACUUCCUACUAUUUGCAUAUUGGAUUAGUAUCCCCCAUGCAAAGCAUAUCUUUAAUAUGAUCGUGAUUAAUUUAUUUCGUAUAAAAAUCACUAAGUCAAUGUUAAAAGAAAUUACUGACGAUUUAACACUUUGUGAUUUAGACUUUAGAUAAGCUUUGAAAACUUUAUUUUUAUUUUUUUUACAAGGAAAGAAAGGAUUCCCGAUGUCACGGAUUGUCUCCCUGGCAAUCUGAUUUUCAACGUUAAUUAAUCUGCCUGUUUUACAAGACAUUUUAAAUGUAUAUAUUCUAUAAAUAUCUUUGACUGCUAAUCGAGAUGUUCUGUGUUCUAGAAGGGCUGUGUAAGAUUAACUCAAGAUGUAUCCUCUGCUGUUACAUGUGGGAAAAUAAUCCCAUCUUGCAAUAAAGAAGAUAUUUGUGGAA